Molecule: messenger RNA, 696 nt
Organism: Nestor notabilis (Kea)
Lineage: Eukaryota; Metazoa; Chordata; Aves; Psittaciformes; Psittacidae
Gene: TNNT3
Product: troponin T type 3 (skeletal, fast)
Exons: 10
Coding region: 1-696 (231 amino acids)
Biological process (GO): sarcomere organization; regulation of muscle contraction; muscle contraction
Cellular component (GO): troponin complex
Molecular function (GO): troponin I binding; tropomyosin binding; troponin C binding
Source: RefSeq, a predicted model, not a curated record
AUGACACCAGCAGAAGAAGCUCCUGAAGAAGAGGAGAGGCCCAGAAUAAAACUAACUGCUCCUAAAAUACCAGAGGGUGAGAAAGUAGAUUUUGAUGACAUCCAAAAGAAAAGGCAGAACAAAGACCUGAUUGAACUACAGGCCUUGAUUGACAGCCACUUUGAAGCCAGGAGAAAGGAAGAGGAAGAGCUGGUUGCUCUCAAGGAGAGGAUUGAGAAGCGUAGAGCUGAAAGAGCAGAGCAACAGAGAAUCCGGGCUGAGAAGGAGAAGGAGCGUCAGGCAAGGCUUGCAGAGGAAAAAGCACGGAGAGAGGAAGAAGAUGCCAAGAGAAAAGCUGAAGAUGAUCUCAAGAAGAAGAAGGCUCUGUCCUCCAUGGGUGCCACAUACAGCAGCUAUCUGGCUAAGGCUGAUCAGAAGAGAGGAAAGAAGCAAACAGCUAGAGAGACAAAGAAGAAGGUCUUGGCAGAGAGGCGCAAGCCCUUGAACAUUGACCACCUUAGUGAAGACAAGUUGAGGGACAAGGCUAAGGAACUGUGGGACUGGUUAUACCAACUGGAGACUGAAAAGUAUGACUUUACAGAACAGAUCAAGAGGAAAAAAUAUGAGAUUGUCACCCUCAGGAACCGGAUCGAUCAGGCUCAGAAGCACAAGAAGGCAGGAGCAGCCAAGGGCAAGGUUGGCGGGCGUUGGAAGUAA